Molecule: messenger RNA, 1911 nt
Organism: Colletotrichum graminicola M1.001
Lineage: Eukaryota; Fungi; Ascomycota; Sordariomycetes; Glomerellales; Glomerellaceae
Product: tRNA synthetase class I
Exons: 3
Coding region: 1-1911 (636 amino acids)
Biological process (GO): tyrosyl-tRNA aminoacylation
Cellular component (GO): cytosol; mitochondrion
Molecular function (GO): tyrosine-tRNA ligase activity; RNA binding; ATP binding
Source: RefSeq, a predicted model, not a curated record
AUGUCGUCGACAUUGGCGUCCCGUCUGCCUGAGCUGCGGCGGAACAUCUGCAGACGAUGCGCCGAGAUCCCAGUGAUUCAAUUGCAGCCGAACCGGCCGAGAUGGAUCUCGCAAAAAGUCGUGGAGAAGCGCCGGAUGGGGGAGGAGGAGUGGGCGAAGCGUGCCGAGGCUAUUGAGCAAGGAGAACUUCAAAAUAUCUGGGACAUCUUCGAGGAACGAGGUUACGUCAAGGACGUCGCAGGACGCACACCACAGAUCAAAGAACUCCUGCGAACAAAACGAAUAGGCGCGUAUGUUGGAGUCGAUCCCACGGCAGCGUCCCUCCACGUCGGCCAUCUCCUACCUUUCAUGCCCCUUUUCUGGAUGCAUCUCCACGGCUACACAGCCGUAUCGUUGGUCGGCGGCGCAACGGGCAGGAUAGGCGAUCCGACGGACCGUCUAAAGACCCGUGAGGUCAUGGCGAACAGCGAGGUGUCGAUGAACAUCACAAAGAUCCAUUACCAGCUGAAGAAGAUUUGGAGUAACGUCGAGGCGCUCGGGCGCAAGUAUGGCAAGGAGCCAGAGUGGGCGGGCAAGAAGCAUCUCGUCAACAACAACAUGUGGUGGCAGGGUCUACCGCUAUAUGAUGUUAUGAAGCGGUUGGGUCGAUACAUGCGGAUAGGGCCCAUGCUCAGCCGCGAUACCGUUAAGAACAAGAUGGAGAAGGGCGAUGGCAUGUCUCUCGCCGAGUUCAUUUACCCAUUGAUGCAGGGGUGGGACUUCUGGCACCUGUACUCCAAGCUAGGCGUUCAGAUGCAGAUCGGAGGCUCUGACCAGUUCGGCAACAUCGUAACGGGCAUCGAGGCCGUCAAGACGAUCCGAUCCUCAGAGGAGAACCCCAACAUGAGAAUGCCUGAUACUUGGAAGGAUGACCCUAUCGGCUUCACUGUGCCCCUUCUAACGGACAACGCUGGCACCAAGUUCGGCAAGAGUGCCGGUAACGCUGUCUGGCUCGAUCCCUUCAUGACCAGCGCCUUUGACCUGUACGGAUACUUCGCCAGGCGGCCCGACAACGAGGUCGAGAAGCUUCUCAAACUAUUCACUUUCCUUCCCACUACCAGCAUCGAGAAGUUGAUGAUCGAGCACGCCCAGGACCCGCCCAAAAGAGUUGCCCAGCAUACUCUCGCCUUCGAAGUUCUCUCCCUGGUCCACGGUGCCGACGUUGCCAUCCGGGAGCAGCAGCAGCACCAGUUCAUGUUCAGCAAGGGCGGAAACGCCGCGCAAAUCGCGGGCGCUACCGGCGCAUCCGAGGAAGGACAGGAUUUCCUGGCCCCAUACAAAGCCAUCGAAGGCCAUCCCACGACCCUUAACAACGCCCCAAAGAUGGACAUGCAGCUCCCCGAGAACCUCAUUUACAACCAGGGCAUUGCGCGCAUCCUCUACGCCGCAGGCCUGGCGUCGUCCGUCAGCGAGGGCCACCGCAUCGCCCGCGCCCAGGGCGCCUACGUCGCCGCGGCGCCAGGCAAGGAUAUGCGCGGCCUUGUCCCGGGAAACCUUGACUGGACGCCCGUCAAGCUCUGGUACCCCCAGGACGUGCCCAAGUUCCUUAUCGACGGGCGCCUGCUCAUCAUCCGCAAGGGCAAGCACAACGUCCGCAUCAUCGAGGUCGUCAGCGACGAGGAGUGGCAGGAGAGCGGCAAGGCAUACCCCGGCGAGCCCUACAAGGGAAAGACGCGCGUGCUGAUGCAGCAGCUCAAGGAGAUGGCCGCCGCUGAGGGCCGCAAGUUGUCGCGCCGCGAGCUCGAGCAGAUGCUCAAGGAGAAGCUGGCCGCCGACGAGGAGGAGGUCACCGUCGCCAACAACCCGGAUAUCAAGUUUCCAAAGAAGAGCGAGAGGCAGCAGGCUUUUGGAGAGGGUCACAAGUUGCAGUAG